Molecule: messenger RNA, 1661 nt
Organism: Capsicum annuum
Lineage: Eukaryota; Viridiplantae; Streptophyta; Magnoliopsida; Solanales; Solanaceae
Product: nucleosome assembly protein 1;2
Exons: 12
Coding region: 226-1353 (375 amino acids)
Biological process (GO): nucleosome assembly
Cellular component (GO): chromatin; nucleus
Molecular function (GO): histone binding; chromatin binding
Source: RefSeq, a predicted model, not a curated record
UUUUGAAUCCAUCCAAACACGGUCUUGCUGACAGCAAGAUAUCUUAAUAGAGUCCAGCUGCAGCUAGGUUUUUUCUCUCUCUUCUCUCUCUCUAGAAAAAGGGGGGAAAAAACUCGUAGAAAAGCAUAAAUAUACCCACCCCAAAACCCCAUCUCUCUCUCUCUCUCUCUCUCUCUCUCUUCCCUUAUUGCAUUUUAGGGUUUUCAUCUUCAAAUUUUCAAGAAAAUGAGCAACCCCAAAGAUAACUUCAAUGUUGCUGAUCUCAGUGCUGCUUUGAAUGCAGGGGACAGAGCAGACCUUGUCAAUGUUCUCAAGAAUAAACUUCAGGACCUUACUGGAAAGCACACAAACUUGCUUGAGAAUUUGUCCCCCAAUGUCAGAAAGCGUGUUGAAGUUCUGAGAGAGAUUCAGACUCAGCAUGAUGAGUUGGAGGCCAAAUUUUUUGAGGAGAGAGCUGCGCUUGAAGCCAAAUACCAAAAGUUGUAUCAGCCUUUGUAUACGAAGAGGUUUGAUAUUGUGAAUGGAGUUGUUGAAGUCGAUGGUGCAGUGACAGAGGUGCCAGCAGUGGACCAGGAAAAGGAUAAAGCUGCAGUGGAGAAAGGAGUUCCCGAUUUCUGGUUCACUGCAAUGAAGAAUAACGACGUGCUAGCUGAGGAGAUUUCCGAGCGCGAUGAAGCAGCACUCAAGUUUCUCAAGGAUAUUAAGUGGACCAGGAUUGAUAAUCCCAAGGGAUUUAAGCUUGAAUUUUUCUUUGAUACUAAUCCUUUCUUCAAGAACACCGUGCUGACCAAAACAUAUCACAUGAUCGAUGAAGAUGAGCCAAUUCUUGAGAAGGCCAUAGGUACUGAGAUAGAUUGGCAUCAAGGAAAAUGUUUGACACAAAAGAUUCUGAAGAAGAAGCCAAAGAAGGGAUCAAAGAAUGCCAAGCCUAUUAUUAAGACGGAACAAUGCGAAAGUUUCUUCAACUUCUUUAGUCCACCUCAAGUUCCAGACGACGAAGAGGAUAUUGAUGAAGAGGCUGCUGAAGAACUUCAAAGUUUGAUGGAACAAGACUAUGAUAUUGGAUCAACUAUCCGUGAUAAGAUUAUCCCCCAUGCCGUUUCUUGGUUCACUGGGGAAGCUGCCGAAGAUGAUUUUGCUGACUUGGAAGAUGAGGAUGAUGACGACGAGGACGACGAGGAUGAUGAAGAGGACGAGGACGACGAGGAUGAUGAAGAGGAUGACGACGAUGAGGAUGAAGAUGAGAGCGGGACCAAGAAAAAGUCAUCAUCUGCUGCACGCAAGAGGAUUGGUAGAGCACAUGCAGUUGAUGCUCCGGCUGGUGAGAGGCCACCCGAAUGCAAGCAACAGUAGUCCGUUCGUUCGUUGCAGCUGGCUACAAUCUACAUGUUAUUUUGCCUUGAAAAGAAGGAUGGCGGAGGGAGAUCCUGCAGUUUUGUUUGCUUGUUUGUUCGUUCGUUCGUCGAGUAUGCUAGAACAAUCUCUUUAGUCAUUUUUCUCUUUAUAUGUUUUCUGAUUUACAUUCUUUGGCUUUGUCAGUUUGCCCCUUUGGGGUAAGUAGUAGAUAGGGGAAUUGGAAGUGUGAUGAGACUUAUUAUAUACUCUUAUUGUUGAACUUGUUGGAGAUUCACAAAUCUCAAAAUAUAGCUUUAGUUACAAGA